Vanessa atalanta (red admiral) is the source of this 612-nucleotide messenger RNA. RefSeq lists its product as uncharacterized. Lineage: Eukaryota; Metazoa; Arthropoda; Insecta; Lepidoptera; Nymphalidae. Bases 1 to 612 code for a protein of 203 amino acids. The transcript has 2 exons. The record is from RefSeq and is a predicted model, not a curated record.
AUGGGGAGUCCAGUCGCUCCUCUAGUCGCCAACAUCUGGAUGGAACAUUUCGAGGAGAUAGCCAUGUCAACGUUAAGGCUCAUCCACAGCAAAAUUAAAUUCACCUGUGAAAUGGAGAAGUCCAGAAAAAUAGCAUUCCUUGAUGUUGAAAUUGGAGUACGUACGGACGGCUCUGUGAGCCAUACUGUCUACAGAAAAACAACGCAUACCGACCGAUAUCUUCAUGCUAACUCACACCACCAUCCUCGACACUUAAACGCUGUAGUAACAUCAUUGACCAAUCGCGCCUACGACCUUUGUGAUGAAGACCACUUACAACCUGAACUAGCACACGUUAAAAAGGUCCUACAGCGGAAUGGAUAUAAAGUGGGAAACACAGCUACACGGGAUCAUAAGUUACUGCGGCAGUACAGGGUUGAAAGACAACCAGCAUUUAUGCCAUAUGUUAAAGGAGUGACAGAUAAGAUAGCUAGAGUCCUGAGCAAAUAUGCGGUGAAGACUAUCUUCACUCCUUUCAAGAAGAUAGGGCAAAUGUUGCGUUCAUCUAAAGAUAGCUUUCCCUUGGAAAAACCCGGAGUUUAUAAAAUCGAUUGUAGUUGUGGUAAAUCCUAG